GGAACUGAACCAACUAUACAAGGAAUAUGACACCUGCAAAGAGUAUGAAAUAAGUCGUGUCUAAACAAGUGGGUAUUGGAUGGACUACUCAUACGUGAGGUGUAAACAGACUUGUAUGACUCGUGACUCGGACUCAGUCUCGAGUCCGACUCGAGUCACAGUUUUAGUGACUCGGACUCUGUUCACUUUGACAAAUAAGUCGGACUCGAGGCUGCGGAUUCGGACUCGACGUGCAUGACUUGUGACUCGGCAGAAAUUACAUCGUUGCGUUUUUUUCACUUAGCAAAACAACGCCUGAUGCGAAAUAGAGGAAAAGUGUUUCCUUUCUACGAAUGAAACAUUUGUAGAACUUGAAUAUGUUUUUCAGGACUCGACCUUUGUGACUCGUGACUUGCACUCGGACUCAUAACUCGGGACUUGGACUCGAGAGAUGCAACUCAGACGUAGACUCGAUGUUUCGUGACCCGAGUAAAAGUCUGGGUGUAAAUCAUAUAUAUUUUUUUCAAUUUUAAUAGUCAUUUUCCAAAGUAAUUUCAAAUACAGUUCUCGGAAGGAAAGCUUUUCAAUUUGAAAUAGCGCCCUCCUCUGGUCUACUCGACAACAAAAAAAAACUCACACAUGCUGAAGCUCAAGCGGACAUCAGACUAAAUUUGCAGUGAGAGUACUUAACUCCUAUCGCGUCCCGACAAUAUUCCCAAUGAUCUGUUAUUGGCGAUUAAAAAAUGGUCACUCCCUUAAUCGGUAUGUCAUUAAAUGUGGCAAAUCAUUUUCAAAUCCCAUCUCCAUUCCGUAAGUAGUAGUGCAAUCGUAACUGCGUGCAAGCAAAAUGCGUUGCCCAGUUCAUUUGCCGCUCGUUCAUAUUGAGCGCCGUAAGAGUGACACAAAACGUGCAUAACACAUAAAACAACUGAUGAUUAAUCAAUUUUAAAUCGACAUCUCAAUGCUGUUCCUGCCACGUACGCAAUAGACAAUCACCAUUUCGGCAUCCAGUCUUCAGCUUUGAAGUCAUAUGAGUUGAUAUCACAUGUAUCAGCCUCUAAAAAUAAUGCUAUAAAUUUAAACCAAAUUUAAACUUUGUGCUUUGGAUGGCACAUGCAGAGCUCUCUCGGAAAGCUUAAAUGCGUCCAAAUACACGAUGAUCUUAAUAAGCCCACACAAAAUGAAUUUACAGUACAGGGCACGAGUGCGAUAUCUGAUCGCAUCCUUUUAAUAGCGGUCGCGCGCCAGCACCGAGGGCCGUGUUUAUUAAAUCAUGGGCGGCGAGGGGUGCCAUCGGGUUUUUUGCGGCUUCUUGUACUGUACAUGCGUUCCUCUCUCGCGGUGGGCAAUUCGACACCAAUUGCAUUGUGGCAUCACAACUAUGGAGUGUUCCCUGCUGUCUUGUAAAAAAAUAUAUUACCUGCUCAUGUUGUAUGAGCCUCCAGAUCGAAGACUUCUCAAUAUACACACGUGCCGCAUUUGAGACAGAACUUGGAUAUGUCCCGGCGAUAACAAUUAAGAAUCUCAUAAAAAGGCUCCAAACUCUAAAUGUAAUUUUAGGAAUCUGCUUACAAGUUUUACAGUUGAUAAUUUCUUUUCAAAUAAAGAACUCGUUAAACGAAAACCCUGCACCCAAAUUAACAAGCGACAAAUUAAAAAAGCAACAAAAUAUUACGCAAAAUAAGACCAACGACUCAGCAUACAGACAGAUGAAAUAGAAACUGCCAGACAAACAGACGAGCAGAUAUAAUGACAGUAAGAACGGCACCCAGACUGCCAUAGAGAGAUUCAUUUAACUAGCAAGAGACGACUUCUCUCAAGUUGUGACUCCGAGCAUCGCACACGACCUUGCGCGAACUACCGUACCCUAUCAGUCUCGCCUUACAGAGGCAAAAGGAGGCCGUCAUCGACUCGUACCUCUCAGCACGAGCACGCGACCUGCUCCAGAUACGCCACUGUGGGGAGUGUGUACACCCACAGAUGUAAAUAUCAUUCGUUAAGAUCACUGGCCUCCACAUUUGAGAGCGGAUGGGAUCUGCUGAAGGAAAGGCGAGGCUGGGCCAAGAUGUGGCGGCCUUUGUGGGGCAUCUUUGGCGUGACUGAGCUAUUUCAAACAUCCCAGGACUUGGAAGCUGCUGGCUCGCAUCUUUCUGGAGUAGUGCUGUCUUCAGUGAUAGGGUUUAGGUUUUAUAUUCUGCAACACUGUUGUUAAAAGACUUUUCAGGAAACCUUGCAGUGUUAGCAGACCUGAUGCAAAUAGACGAGACAGCUUGUGCUUGUUUGCUGCCGCAAUCUACCUCCGGUUUGCCGCCAAGGAUUUUCCCCGAGAGUCGAAGUUUGUAUACGGUGAGAUUGAUGUAUGGACCGGCAUGACGCAUUAGGCCCAUGUCCUUGCGAAACAAGAUGACCCGUUCCUUCUCUCACACAUCGAGUUGCAUCAGUGGAGAGAGAUGAGACAGUUGCAUCUGAUGAUGGGAUUCCAUCCCCGAGCUUGCUUAUAUCAUCUUUCAAUAAACAACAUGAAUGUUUAAUAGGUCCACGCGCGGCGUGAAAUACGACGGGUAUCGUCUGAGUCUGCGGUUUAAACGGGGGAAGAAUCGAUGUCAUCACGGGGGCCGCAUCGUUGAUGGUACGGCAGCGCCUUACCAACGGACGGUACACAUCAUCAUUAACCUGAAGGAACUUAUCCCAGUCACAAACUGCUUCCAAGAUCGGAUCUUCCCCAAGCACGGCUAUCAACAGUGCAUGCAACGGGGACGUCAGAGACGGGGGAUACAAUGACCCGGUGAACGUUGUUCGUGCCAAGAUGAAAUUUGGGCCCUUACUUUGCAUUUCAGACCCAGUUGCGUGUAGACGAUGCCAACAUCGCUCAAAUGUUCUCCGGAUCUUACUGUCGUAGCAGUCGGCACGCCAUUAAAUCAAAUGCCAAGAAUAACUUUGACCGUACUUUGGACUAGCUUGUGAAUCACAACUGGUCUCUUAACCCUUUCACCUUGGAGCUAUGAUCUCAGUAAACACGGCUGGCAGCGCUUCACGCCAGAAAACAAUGACUGAAUCAUUAACCUUCGUUGGGGUUAAGGUUGAUUUGGGUCAGGAGACAAGGAUUCAUAAGGAUACGAUAUUUGAUCGAGAAGAAACUGGAUAUCAGAAACCCAGGGACUGUAAAAAAUAACAGCCAUCGGCUUGGUCGAUUCGGAUCAGAGGAUGUUCUUCAUUUUUGACCCAUAAAAUCUGAAACAGUCACUUUGGGAUGGAUUUGAUGAGUCUCUGCAAUUUUGCUUUGACUUGAGCGCUUUCCCCUGACUUCAGUCCAAAGUAUAGCGGAAUUACUGCCGACUCAGCCAGUAGUCGGAUAGUUGAUUAAGCCAAGGCGGAUAAUAAUGACGCCAAAAGAUGUCUCUCGAGCCCCCGAAUGUAGACACUUCAUACUUCCCAGCCGUUUCUUCAUAAUGACAGGUUAAUUUCAAAUUUAGAAGUCGGCUGCGCGAAGUGAUACGGCACCGCACGAAAGGUUCGAGGCAGUUCACGCCGCGAAGGCAGAGGCAUCUGUGGAUCGGUUGCAAAUAGUGUUUGACUGUCGUGUGAAAAUACGGGUCUUCAUUACGUGUGAGACAAGCACCACAAGUGGAAAGCUGUCUAUCUGAUAUUGGCACUCCCGUGUGCAUUAAAUUAACAGCCAUAAAACUCGCACUGCAUUGCAGACACCAGUACUUCAGGGAAUUGACACAAGUGCACAUCGAAUACUGUACGACCCAGUAUCAAGGAGCGGAGAGGUUCUCGACACGAUUUUGACCCCGGUUUGACCUCAGACACAGCGUACUACCAAUUUAACUGCGUGAAUGAGACGGUUUUUUUUUUUUUGGUGUACACAUUCUGUAUGUACGAUAAAUAAAGUGUAGUGGGAGUUGUCCUCUGACAUCGCCGGUUGCCACUGGAGUUCCACGCAAGCCUUUGUGUACCUGCAAAUUUCUCUUAAUUUUCUGACGGCGGCCGUACGGACACAUACACCUGUGCAUUGUGCAUGCAUGCACGCUGUUUGUGUGCAGAUUCGGUUACACCAGACACGUCGCUGCAGAAGCUAAUAUGCCAAAGGUGCAAGUAAUGAUGAGAAUUCAUUCGUGGGAAUUAAUGUUGAUUAGGGAAGUUUACAAUACAGAUGGUUUCUCGGUUGCUGAAUAUUGCAUGCCGCAAUACGUGUCAUCCCGUUCCUAUAGCUACCAGUAUUAAAAACCUUGUGUAUAUAGACACAGCGGCAAAUGUGGCGGUGAUAAUGGUGCAUUAUCUCUACUGUACAAGUGCUUAUUUCGGAUUGUUUUUCCUGUGAUGAUCGAUACGAGGAUCUUGGACACCGUACCAAUGCACGAAUGAUAUUGUAAGGCAAACGUAGGUGAGGUCACGAAACUAGUCGCUGGAGUGGACGUCUAGUGGAGUUGAGCUCCAGUUUGAACUCGUCCAGUUUGAACACCAAACAGAACCAACCCUAGUCUCGGCUCAAGCAGUAAGCUCGAAAGCUAAGUACAUCCCAGUCAAGGUCAUCGCGUGCAGCCUUCUGCACUGACCACAGCAAAAGCACCAAACCAUAAUGAAGGGUGUCUUUCAGUUAUCCGUAAAUAUCGCGGCAGAACUAUAAUCGCUUCGCCUCCACCCACGGCUCCAUUGUAUUACCGUCGUGGGCCGGUCUUUUGUCCCGUGGGCACCCAACCGAACUCACAGACAGAAGGCCUAUGUUGUAUGGGGCCCAGGCCCACUAAGCUAGGACUGGUGGUUGUAAUGGUGCACGGAACUCGUGUGUGGAAAACAGCUCAAAAGAUGGAGGUAUGGAGGUCAUGGUACGUACAAUCUUUGAAGAACUUGUUCGUGUGAGGUUUUGUACGGGGGUGGAUUAGGGGUCCAGGGUGUUUCCCUAAACAGUUGUGAUCAUUCCCUCAUUACUCAUGUUGUAGUUAUUUUAUCUUACCCCUCGUACAUACAGAAACAAGGGGUGAACAUUGCACCGGGAGCUAUACACAGACAGAUGUUACUUCACUCACUUGUUUCGUGUUCACGUAGACUAAGCAAGAGUGUAUUGUAUAUCCCGCGAACGGAAUCGACGCAGUGACUACGUGUGGAACUAGUGACUGGCUCGUGGGUUGGCUGUAAAAAUUCAGCCCACUAGACUGGGUUUCCUGGACAUAUUAUCCAAGGAAAACAUGGCCUCCCUGAUGUUUCCUGCUCAUGGUCUGGUAGCCGAGAUUGGCCGGAUGCUGAGAAUUAGUGUCAGCCCUCCUCAUGACAGAAUGAGGAUGGUAGUGUUCCAGCUCUGCUGCCGUCGGGUCCGCGACCCUACUUGUUGCAGGCUUCCUCUAUAGUCUUCUAUCUCCUAAUCCACCCGUUUCCCCAAUAACGCCGGUGGAAAUGACAUCAGAGGAAAUACCAGUUUGUGGCCCCGCCGUCAGUUGCUGCUGUAGUUGUGCCUGUUUUUUACACCGUCAGAAGCUGCUGGAUCCAAGCCCAGAUCUGAGCAGCCCACCACACGACCUAGUCCGUGCGCUGGGUUGGGAGGAGGACAUAGGGAGGUUUGGACUCCGAGGACUCGCUAGCUUGAGCUACAAUCCAGCUGAGUUGCCCGGGCUUACCCAGUCCCAAAGGGUACCCUACAAUCGUCGGAGUAAUCGGAAGAGUCAUCCCGAGUAUCCUGUAACGAUCAGUGCUGGGCUGGCUAUUCUAGGGCUUGGCCCUCGUCAGUUCUUUGUGAUCGUGUGCUUAUAUUUACGGUUCCUGGUCUCUCAACGAGUGGAAUAUUUGGAUUUUAUACGCGAACUGUUGCUGGGUCUUCUCUUGGUGGUGUGUUUCACCCUGAGAAAAUACGGUGAAUUCCCCGAACGCAGUUGGAUCCAUUCGUUUGUACAUGUAAACUUGGGCAAGUUUUCCACAGGAAUUGUGCAGUCCGAAUUUGAGGCAUUUGCGUCGCUUGCGUGUGAGCUUAGAUUUGUCUUAAGUCUGACUCGCUUUGAUCAGCUCCCAACUUUUGGGAUCUGUUAUCAACCUGGAUAUACCAGCGAAAGACCGAGUGUCCAAGUCAAAAUACAAGCAUUUCUACCACCGUUGCUCCAAGUUUAUACCAUCAGAUUUCCACAAACUUUGACCAAGUUGUGGGAUGCAAGUUUAACUUUGAUUUCGAACGUGUGUGAUUUAAAGACGAAGGCGCGGAUUUUGACUCGAAGUGGCGUGUUUUGCCAGCCUUCCGUGACGCCACUGACCACCAUAUUUCCCCUGGUCGCCACCCUAGGCCGAGCUCAUUACGCCCCACGACUCCUCCAGCACUUGCCGAUGGGGUGCAUACUGCCCAAACGCCAGAAAAACCUCGGUCUUGAAGGCGACAUCAAAGUCUACGACCUGCACGCCAUCAUCGACCCACACCCGACCACGCUGAUCGAGAACUCGCCCACCGUGCUCAAGUACCAGACACCGCACUUCCGCGCCUCGGCAAGGGUGCGAUUCCCGCCAGUUAGCGGCAAUGACACCUGGCAGAUCGGAUGGGUUCAGGGAUGCAGUAACAUGGACUUCACUAUUUCCUAUGGAAACCUUGGAACGUCCAGCUGGGAGAUUCCCUCCCUGAAGAGCAACCAACAGCGCUUUGUCAGCGACUCAGAUGGCAAGCACUACCCUUGGUACGGCUGCACAACGGAAGUGGCCACCAUCCCGGGUCCCACGUCGUGCUACAGCACCUUCCACCUGCGCAUGAAUGACAACUUCCACCCGUCCAUCACCUGGGACAUCCCCGUCCGCAACAGCCACCAGGUGCGGCUGACCAAGCUGGCCAGGGACCAGAGCUUCACCGUCUGGCUAGUGGCCAUGAACAAGAGCACGGGGCAGAAGUUUGUCCUGCGGACGAUCAAGUGGCGCAUGCGCAUCAACAUUGCUGUGGACGAGACUCAGCCGCUGGGCCGACGGGCGCGCCUGCUGGAUCCCAUUAUCCAGGAGCAGCCCCACAUCCUGGAGCCCUGGCAGAACGAAGUGGCGCCCCCGGAGGCCCUGCGCGCACCCAACGCCAACAAUGCACAGACCCUAAUAUGGCGGCCGACUAGUGGAGGCGAAGUUGUAAUUGUUCCACCAGUCAGCCAUCACUAACCUUUCCCUCCCUUCAGAAGAAAAAAUUUUGAAAAGGACAAAAAAUAGUGAAAAGUGAAAAAAAAAUAGAAAUGAAAUCAGCAUCCAAGUGCCUUUACUCGACAAACAGUACUCCUUUUUGAUUUGGAAAAAGCGAGUUAACAUCAUCAUGAACUGUGUCACCAAAAUAUAUAUCACAAAAUCUCUCCACUGAUUACAUUUUAGCUUAUUUUUGGGAGAGAAUGUUUAUUAUCAGAGCAAGUGCAAUUUGUGUGAGUUGGAAAUGUAGCAGUUGUCAGUCAAGCAGCGAGAAACAAGUCUUCAAGUUUUACAUAGGUUGAUGAUACAAUAUAUGUUCUUUUGUCAGGGGCAUUUUUACGUGUCACACCAAUGCUGUGAGCUCUGUACACAUUAAUGCCCGAGAAUCAUUAUUUUUCUUGGCCUUUUUGUGAACAAGUCAACAAUGAUAUGCAAAUGAAUUUAAUGAUGUCAUCACCAGAUUUGUUCUGAGGAAAAGCAUGACUGUAAGCACAUACAAUGAGCAUUUCUUGGCCAACUGAAAACCAAACAAAUAAAUAAUUGGGAAUUUACUGAAGGAGUUGGCGAACACAGUUAGCCAGAACAUAAUAUCAGCCAACUACAAAGUGUCUCUGAGUUUGUUUUUUUUUAAAUCUUGAUUAUAAGUGCUUGUUGACAGGGUAUUAAGUGAAUAACAGAUUGUUGGAAAGGUUCUGUUUACAGCAUGAUACUUGACGUAAUAUUUUAAAGUACCACCAAAUAUAAAAACUAAUAUUUAUAGCAAUCUGUACCCUAAAACCGAAGUGUUUGUGGUUUGACAUAAAGUUGAGGAACUGGAUGUUGGGGGUCUGAUGUCUAUAGUUCACCUUGAUGUGAUUUUGAGAGUAUCACGUUCUGAACUUUUUUGUGCUGCCAAAUUCAACUGCUUCAAAACGAAAUAUGAUUCUUGGGAGGAAAUCACAAAUGCCAGGAUGAGUUUCACCUCAUCAGAAAGAAAUAUUUAGGUGUAUUUCUGAGGGAGAAAGAAGACCACUGAACCUUGGGGUUAAAUCAUAUCUGUUGGAGUAACAAAUCCACAAGAUGGCAAGGAAAAUGAGGGGAGGUCCCUGGAAUGCGAUGUUACUCAAAUCAGGUUAAGAGAGGGCAGCAUAGUUGGCAAUUCAUAGCUCUGCAGUAUGGGUUUUGCCUGUAACCAUAGCAGGACUGCUGGGUAUUGGUUACCAAUAAAACCAGUCAAAUUCUUUCAUGUAAUCAGAUUUGCUGCCAAUUUAAACACCGUCCCCGUUGUCAGUGAUCGAUGCAAAACAGAAGCUAAAAUGUCAUGUUUUGUUUGAAAUAUUUUGUUUCAUUUGGAGAUGUUUGUCUCACUUUACACUUCAUCUGUAACUUUCCACUUUCUUUGAAGCAGGUCACAUACAUCUAUUUGAUCUCUUCUGUUAUUAAUGGUUUCUUUGCGAAAUAUUUAGCCAAACAUGCAGCAAGGACUAUAUUUUUGGCAACUUCCUAUCACAAGAAGCUGGAAAAAAAUGAAGGAUAUUUUAAUUCUGUGGGAUGGGACCCCCUCCGGCAACCCAAAGAUGCCAAAAUGUUCUCUGUAAUUCACAGGUAUAGAUUACCUUGCAAGUCACAAAAAGAAAUGAACUCUGCUACACAAGGCAGCGGUCAUGAAAUGGGUAAACUAACCUGCCGUGCAAGGUGCUUGGAACACCAAUAACAUCCUUGCAUAUGGGGAGACUAGAUUCUAAUGUAAACGUGCUAAUGAAGAAAUACGGCUUCAUAUAAUACAGAUACUUUCUAUAUUGCUACUUGACAAGGAAUGGCCACUUGUCGGUUACCAGGGAAUUGUUGGUUUCAGUCGUUUACAUGCCUUUAUUACGAGAGUGAGUGAUGAGACUGUGGUGAAAUAUGGAGGUGGUUUGUUAUGUUCUAAGAGCAUCUUGUCAAGAAUUCUGGAUGCACGAGAAGUAAGUCUGAUUCGAAGGCUUCAACAUACUGAAGCACGAUGCAAUGAUUUUGAUGUUUAUUAUAAUGAAAAACUUGCUGCCCUUUGAGAGAAAUUUUUGGGGUGACCCAAAUUUUGGGAUUGAUAAUCUGCUUUUGUUUGAUACUGCCUCACAAAAGUGAAACUUUGAUCAGUGGACCUAUUAAAUGAUUAGCUGUCACAUGACGUGGCAAGAUUACUGUCUGAAAAAAACUGAUGAUUUUGUUGCUCAAUAAAAGAAAAAUCGUCAAUAUCAUUCUAUAGACAGGGGGCAAAUCGCAUGAGUCCGAUGCCUACAUUGGGCAGAAUACCAGCUGACAUAUUUGCCCGCAUAUCAUUAUCAAUCCAGAUCAACCUGAGAUGUAAAUAUUUGUCUUUAUUAAGAAACGUCGCGAAAUAUCAUGAUCAUACCCCCAGGGAUUUAUCGAAAAACGAAUUGUCUAUUUUUCCUUUUCAAGUAUUAUGCAAGGAAACAGUGUAUACAACACAGCAUUUAUAUGUUCAUUUUACGUUUUGUACAUUGAAGGGUUUCAGUUUUUGUAUAUUUUUGUACAUUGGGAAGGGUAUGACAUAGAACAGAAUAUAAAUGCCUGGUUGUUAAGCUUUUAUUUUAUCCUUUGUAGUGCUCCGUAGACAAAUAUAAUCCCUAUCUUCUGAACUGGAUUCUUCAUUUUCCGUUGUGGUUGGUAGUUUCAACCCUAAAUUGCCAAACUCUAUUAACUUUAAAAAAGUCAAUAAUGAUGCAACACUGUCAAGAAAUUUUAGUAGAAUCAGUGGAAGACAAGAGUAUAUCUGAUUGGUUUUUUGUCUUUAAACUAUCAAUAUCACGCAACACACCGUACAUUGUUCUUGCUGUGCAAUAAUCCUGAAUGGUUUUCUUCCAGCUUCAACUUCUCAUUUUUCCCCUUGGAAAAAAAGUGAUCCCCCCCUCCCUUAAUAGGCAAUAAAUUGUCAUGGUUGUGUGACUGCACAAGAAAGUCUGAUUACAAAUAGAAAAGUUUAUUUUCUAGGAAAUAUUUUGUAGUGAAGGACACUGACGUAAUUUGUACAGAGUAAAUCAUGCAUAAUUUAAUAUAGUGGUUAAAAGAUUAGAUGGUUACAAAAAGAAAUAACUGAACACCGACUACUUUCAAAUGAAUUAUUUAAAAUGUCUGAUGAGAAUCAAAUAAAAAGGCAAAUAUUCACCGACGAA
This is a messenger RNA of Acanthaster planci (crown-of-thorns starfish), 10259 nucleotides long. RefSeq names its product protein FAM78B-like. The record is from RefSeq and is a predicted model, not a curated record. NCBI's taxonomy places the organism in Eukaryota, Metazoa, Echinodermata, Asteroidea, Valvatida, Acanthasteridae.